Messenger RNA from Echinops telfairi (small Madagascar hedgehog), 5077 nucleotides. It is a transcript of the gene CDC42BPG, whose product is annotated as CDC42 binding protein kinase gamma. Gene Ontology annotation, cellular component: cytoskeleton; cytoplasm. The transcript has 36 exons. Gene Ontology annotation, molecular function: ATP binding; protein serine/threonine kinase activity. NCBI's taxonomy places the organism in Eukaryota, Metazoa, Chordata, Mammalia, Afrosoricida, Tenrecidae. Gene Ontology annotation, biological process: peptidyl-threonine phosphorylation; actomyosin structure organization. The record is from RefSeq and is a predicted model, not a curated record. Bases 1 to 4578 code for a protein of 1525 amino acids.
AUGUCCUGGCCAGCCAGUGUCAGCCCCCGCCCUCCAGGCAGGAAAGAACUAGAAGUCCCAUCAGCCCCCUGGGGCAGAGGCAGCCUGAAGUCUGGAGCCAGCCCCUUCGUCGCGAAGGUGAAAGAGCUGCGUCUGCAGAGAGAGGACUUUGAAAUCUUGAAGGUGAUCGGCCGAGGAGCCUUUGGGGAGGUUGCCGUGGUGAGGCAGAGGGACAGUGGCCAGAUCUUUGCCAUGAAAAUACUGCAUAAGUGGGACAUGCUGAAGCGGGCUGAGACCGCCUGCUUCCGAGAGGAGCGUGAUGUCCUGGUGAAGGGGGACAGCCGUUGGGUGACCGCCCUGCACUAUGCUUUCCAGGAUGAGGAGUGCCUGUACCUGGUGAUGGAUUACUAUGCCGGGGGGGACCUCCUCACCCUGCUGAUGGCCACCUGCACAUCCCCACGCGUGCCUGUACAGCCCCGCCCCUGCCCCGCCCUCCUCAGGGACGUCAAGCCGGACAACAUCCUGCUGGACAUGAACGGGCACGUCCGCCUGGCCGACUUCGGCUCCUGCCUGCGUCUCAACAACAGCGGCAUGGUGGACUCCUCGGUGGCAGUGGGGACACCAGACUACAUCUCCCCUGAGAUCCUGCAGGCCAUGGAGGAGGGCAAGGGCCACUACGGCCCCCAGUGCGACUGGUGGUCUCUGGGGGUCUGCGCCUACGAGCUGCUCUUUGGGGAGACGCCCUUCUAUGCCGAGUCCCUGGUGGAGACUUACGGCAAGAUCAUGAACCAUGAGGACCAUCUGCAGUUCCCCCCGGAUGUGCCCAACGUGCCGGCCAGCGCGUGCGACCUAAUCCGCCAGCUGCUGUGUGGUCAGGAGGAGCGCCUGGGCCGCGGCGGGCUGGGCGACUUCCAGAAGCACCCCUUCUUCGAGGGAGUGGACUGGGAGCGGCUGGCCACCAGCACUGCCCCCUACAUCCCCGAGCUACGAGGGCCCGUGGACACCUCCAAUUUCGACGUGGACGACGACACCCUUAACCACUCCGCCACCCUGCCGCCUCCCUCCCAUGGGGCCCUCUCAGGUCACCACCUGCCCUUCGUGGGCUUCACCUAUACUUCGCCCAGUCCUGCUCCCGAAGGCAGUUUGGACCAUCUGGCUGCCCUGGAGGGGAAGCUCCUGUGCCUGGAGGAGGAGAAGGCAGAGCUGGUUCGGAAGCUCCUUGAGGCCCAGCGGCUGCCCUCAGACUCCCAGGAGCUGGAGACGCUACGCAAGGAAGUGCUGACUCUACGGGAGAGACUGUCAGAGGCGCUGAGGGACGGCACAGCCCGCCUGUCCCAGACAGAUGGGCCCCCUGCAGGCAGCCCCAGCCAGGCCAGUGACCUGUGCCGAGAGAGAGACCAGCUGCGCCAGGAGCUGGCCGAGGCGCGGGCCGGGCUCGGUGUCUUGGCCCAGGAGCUGUGCCAGGCUCAGGAGCGUCAGGAGGAGCUGCUCCAGCUGCUUCAGGAGACCCAGGAGAGAGAGGCGGCCGCGGCCAGCCAGAACCAGGCCCUGAGCGCCCAGCUGGAGGAAGCGCAGGGUGCCCGGAGUGAGCUGGAGGCCCAGGCAGCCACCCUGCGCCAGGAGGUGACCCGACUGCAGAGGCGGCGGCGGCGGGAGCUGAGCCUGGAGAAGGAACCUGCUCGGGCUCGGGGAGGGCAGCAGCCUCGGCCCCUCCAGCCCAUGCACACAACCCCUGAGACCAACGGCACAGGACCUCCCAGGGGCCGACCGCAGGAGGCCCAGCUGCAAGAGGAGGUGGCCACUCAGCAGAGGCGGCUGGACCAGGCUGGCAGUCAGGGUCUGCUGAGCGGGAAGGAGGAAGCCUUGGCCCAGCUGCAGGAGGAAAACCGGCAGCUGAUUCAGGCGCAGAAGCGGCUGGCGGCCGAGCUGGAGCAGGAGCAGCAGAGCGUGCAGCGGCUGGAGGGGCAGCGACGGGAGACGGAGAGCAACUGGGAGGCCCAGAUCGCAGACAUCCUGGGCUGGGUGAACGACGAGAAGGUCUCCAGGGGCUACCUGCAGGCCCUGGCCACUAAGAUGUCCGAGGAGCUGGAGUCCCUGCGGAACGUGGGUACUCAGACGCUCCCUGCCCGGCCGCUGGACCACCAGUGGAAGGCGCGGCGGCUGCAGAAGAUGGAGGCUUCUGCGCGCCUGGAGCUGCAGUCGGCCCUGGAAGCCGAGAUCCGAGCGAAGCAGAGCCUGCAGGAGCACCUGACGCAGGUGCAGGAGGCCCAGCUGCAGUCCGAGAGACGGCUGCAGGAGACCGAGAGGCAGAGGCAGGGCCUGCAGCAGGAGCUGGCCACACUGCGCGAGGAGCUGCAGGCCCGAGGCCCGGGCGACGCCAAGCCGACCAGCUCCCUGCUUCCCUUCCUGUCCUUCUGGAGCUCAGAGAAGGAGUCCGCCGGAGAAGGCCAGAGGCCGGGAUGCCCAGAGCCAGAGCUGAGGCCUGAGGGCCGUCGCAGCCUGCGCAUGGGGGCUGUCUUCCCCAGGGCACCUGCUUCCACCACAGUCCCUGUGGACAGUCCUCCUGCUAAGCCCGGCUCACAUGUGCUUCGUCCCCGGACCUUCCCCUCUCCCACCAAGUGUCUCCGCUGCACCUCGCUGAUGCUGGGCCUGGCCCGCCAGGGCCUUCGCUGUGACGCCUGUGGCUAUUUCUGCCACUCCGCCUGUGCCCUGCAGGCCCCCCUGUGCCCUGUGCCCCCAGAGCAGCUCUGCACAGCCCUGGGAGUGCACCCCGAGACGGGCACAGGCACCGCCUAUGAGGGCUUCCUGUCGGUGCCCCGGCCCUCAGGCGUCCGUCGUGGCUGGCAGCGCGUCUUUGCAGCACUCAGUGACUCCCGCCUGCUGCUGUUUGAUGCCCCCGACACCCGGCUCAGCCCAGCCAGCGGGGCCCUCCUGCAGGCGCUGGAUUUGAGGGACUCCCAGUUCUCAGCUACCCCCGUCCUGGCCUCUGACGUCAUCCACGCCCAAUCCAAGGACCUGCCACGAAUCUUUAUGGUGACGGCCUCCCAGCUCGCAGUGCCGCCCACCACGUGCACUGUGCUGCUGCUGGCAGAGAGCGAGGCCGAACGCGAGCGCUGGCUGCAGGUGCUGGGCGAGCUGCAGCGACUGCUGCAGGAGGGACGGCCCCGGCCCUGGCCCGUGUACACCCUCAAGGAAGCCUACGACAACGGGCUGCCGCUGCUGCCCCACACACUCUGCGCCGCCAUCAUCGACCAGGACCGGCUUGCCCUGGGCACCGAGGAGGGGCUGUUUGUGAUCCAUCUGCACAGCAAUGACAUCUUCCAGGUUGGCGAGUGCCGGCGGGUACAGCAGCUGGCCAUGAGCCCCUCCGCCGGCUUGCUGGUCGUGCUGUGCGGCCGCGGCCCCAGCGUGCGCCUCUUUGCCCUCUCGGAGCUGGAGAACUCAGAGGCCUCGGGCACUAAGAUCCCCGAGUCUCGGGGCUGCCAGGCGCUGGCCGCAGGGCGCAUCCUGCAGGCCCGCACCCCGGUGCUCUGCGUGGCCAUCAAGCGCCAGGUGCUCUGCUACCAGCUGGGGCCUGGCCCGGGGCCCUGGCAGCACCGCAUCCGGGAGCUGCAGGCCCCAGCCCCCGUGCAGAGCUUGGGGCUGCUGGGCGAUCGGCUGUGCGUGGGCGCAGCCGGGACCUUCACCCUCUACCCGCUGCUCAACGAGGCCACGCCCUUGGCACUGGGGGCUGGGCUGGUGCCCGAGGAACCACCAUCCCGCGGGAGCCUGGGCGAAGCGCUGGGCGCCGUGGAGCUCAGUCUCAGCGAGCUCCUGCUGCUCUUUACCACUGCCGGUGUCUACGUGGAUGGUGCCGGCCGGAAGUCCCGGGCCCACGAGCUGCUGUGGCCUGCUGCCCCAACGGGCUGGGGCUACGCCGCCCCCUACCUGACAGUGUUCAGUGAGAACUCCCUGGACGUGUUUGACGUGAGGAGGGCAGAAUGGGUCCAGACCGUACCAUUCAAGAAGGUGCGUCUCCUGAACCCCGAGGGCUCGCUGUUCCUCUUUGGCACCGAGAAGGUCCGCCUGACCUACCUCAGGAACCGGCUGGCAGAGAAGGACGAGUUCGACAUCCCGGACCUCACGGACAACAGCCGGCGCCAGCUGUUCCGCACCAAGAGCAAGCGCCGCUUCUUCUUCCGCGUGUCGGAGGCGCAGCGGCAGCAGCAGCGCAGGGAGAUGCUGAAGGACCCCUUCGUGCGCUCCAAGCUCAUCUCACCGCCCACCAACUUUAACCACCUGGUGCACGUCGGCCCCACGGAGGGGAAGCUCGGUGCCAAGGACCUGCCCCCGGCUACGGAGGAGAAGGGCCGAGGUGCCCGCCGCUCCGGCUCGCAGCGGCCCCACAGCUUCUCAGAGGCCUUGCGGCGACCGGCCUCCGUGGGCAGCGAUGCCCUCACUGGAGACAUGGACCCCAUGAAGAGGAAACCUCGGACGUCCCUGUCCAGCGAGUCCGUGUCCUGCCCCCAGGGGUCAUUGAGCCCUAGUGGCUCCCUGAUGCAGGUCUCAGAGCGGCCCAGGAGCCUCCCUCCAGCCCCGGAUUCAGAGAGCUACCAGUGAUGCCCUCCGGCAGGGCCCACCCCAUCCAUCCCAGAACUAGAGACGCAUGGGAGCCAGGAGCCCGGGAAGUGCUGUACCCGGCUGGUCCGGACGUGGAGGCUCAGACUCAGGAAGGCCAGGGCCUGGUAGUACAGGGGUUUGCCUGAGUUCCCACGACUGGGGGUGGGGUGUGUGUGUCCUGUCUCCAAGCUUCUCAGCCGACUUUCCUGCCCUGUCCCAGCCCGGGGGGGUUCACUGGGAAUAGGACAGCCCCCACUGCCCUGGGGGCCCUGGUCUCUGGGGGUGACUGUGCCAAAGCUCUCCUGUCCAGUGCCAAGCCCCAGAGUCAGGGAGAGGGAGGGAAUGAGGGAGCGAGGGAGCCGAUCCCCGGGCCUUGGUGCAGGUCUCAGGCCCUGUCUGCUGUCACCAGGCCCCUCAAGGCGGCUGGAGGGAGGCUGGUCUGGGCUCUGCUUGGCGUUUGGCGGGGGAGAGACAGGAGCUGCUCCUGGGAGAGGAGGUG